This is a messenger RNA of Camellia sinensis, 498 nucleotides long. The record is from RefSeq and is a predicted model, not a curated record. NCBI's taxonomy places the organism in Eukaryota, Viridiplantae, Streptophyta, Magnoliopsida, Ericales, Theaceae.
AUGACAGUGAGCGACGAUCAGCGAGCUGAGACUGUGGCGGCGAGCAAUGAUCGGCGAUCGGCGACACUGGUUUAUUAUUACUUGGGUGAACUCAAUGACUCUUUAUCGUAUGCUCUGGGAGCUGGUCCUCUGUUUGAUGUUUCUAAGGGUUCAGAUUACAUUCAUACCCUUCUUGCUAAAGCAAUUGAUGAAUAUGCCAGUCUCAAGUCAAAGGUGGCAGAGUCAAAUGAUGAAAACAAAAUGGACCCUCGGUUGGAGGCAAUCGUUGAGAGAAUGUUGGAUAAGUGUAUACUGGAUGGAAGAUAUCAACUGUCAGGCUACUUGCCUCAAUACUGAGUUUCUAUUAGAGUUCUUAAAUUUAAUAUUUUCAUCCCUUUUUUCCUUUUAGUUUACAAUUUGCCUCCAGCUCUGUUUUAAAAUUAUAAAGGAAGCACUGUCGGUUGUCAAGAGAAGGAUUGGUGAUUUUGAGGAGUAGAUCUUUGAUUUUUUUUUUUUUGU